AAUUUUGCUUGGUUUCAUUUGUUUUCUUGUGUAUGGCUUUUAUUGGUUUCAGACCUUUAGUUUUCUUUAACAAGAUAGGGAGCUGAAUAACAGACUAUUAUUACUCUUUGCUUUCCUCUUUCUUACAUCUAUUCUUCUCUUAGCUUUUGUCAUCUCUAGGGUUUCAGACAAAGCAGCAAAAGAUAUAUAAAGCACAAACUACAUCUCUUAGACUACCCUUUUAUUUUUUCCAACAAAAAGUUAUUAAGGUAGAAGUGUAUGGGAGAAUGAUAAAGGGUAUGCUAGGAGAUGAUAGUAUGUCAAAUUUAACAUCUGCGUCUAAUGAACCAAGCAUAUCUUCAACAUAUAAUAGAAUUGAAAUUGGUAGUUCUCUCUACCCUCAACUACAAAACAUUCAAACACAACCACUUCCUAACAAGAAGAAGAGAAAUCUACCAGGAAAUCCAGAUCCAGAAGCAGAAGUUGUAGCAUUGUCUCCAAAAAGUCUUUUGGCAACAAAUAGAUUUGUAUGUGAGAUCUGUAACAAAGGAUUUCAAAGAGAUCAGAAUCUGCAGCUACACAGAAGAGGACAUAAUUUGCCAUGGAAGUUAAAGCAAAGAACAAAUAAAGAGGUGAAGAAGAAAGUAUAUGUGUGUCCAGAGCCAUCAUGUGUACACCAUCAUCCAUCAAGGGCACUAGGGGAUCUCACUGGGAUUAAGAAGCAUUUUUGUAGAAAACAUGGUGAGAAGAAAUGGAAAUGUGACAAAUGUUCAAAACGUUAUGCAGUUCAGUCUGAUUGGAAAGCACACUCCAAGAUUUGUGGUACAAGAGAGUAUAGAUGUGAUUGUGGAACCCUUUUCUCUAGGAGGGAUAGCUUCAUUACCCACAGAGCUUUUUGUGAUGCUUUAACAGAAGAAAGUUCAAGAACAUUAAUCCCACCACCAAAUUCUUCAACUUCUCAUCACCUUAAUCUCCAUACACUCCAAAACUUCCAACUGAAACAAGAACAACAACAAAGUAACGACCUCUCUUCUCAGUUAUUCAUUCAAAACCCUAACUGCAACAUCUUUGGUGCGCCACCUCCUCACAUGAGCGCAACUGCAUUGCUACAUAAAGCAGCACAAAUUGGAGUAACUUCUUUGUCUUCUUCCGCUGCUGCUGCUAAUAACAUGAGUGCAACAAAUUUUUUCAGUCCUGCUACUGUUACUAGUACAACAACUGGCAUGGCAAUGACAGGAGCAGGUGGUGAUUUAGCGUCACGUGAAUAUCAUCAUCAAUUUGAAAAUAAUAAUACAAAUGCUGAUUUUGUUACUGGUAGUAGUACGUCUUUUCAUGAAGAUUUUGGUGCUAGUGUGACCCCUGGAUUCAUGGAACAAGUCCAUGACAUGCAAAACAUGAUGGCGCCUUCUUUGCCUUGUACUAAUUUUGAUGAAGGAUUUGGUGGCGGCACACAUUUGAUGAGGUCAGGUAAAGAAAAUAAUGAAGGGUUGACAAGAGAUUUCUUGGGUCUUAGAGCAUUUCCACAUCAUAGUAGGGAUUUUCUCAAUACUACUACUACAGCUGCUGCUUUUCAUCAUAUAGGUUCUGCUGCUUCAUUUGAUCAUCAGAAUCAGAAUCAAAAUCAAUCAUCUUGGCAAAAUUAGUUAUACUUUGAUGUUCAAUUAUAUUUUGUUAUUGUUGUUUUGUAUCUCUACUAUAAAGUCCUUUGGAAGGGAGCUAAGCACCCCUCUUAACUUGCUUUUUAUCUCUCUCUAUAUAUAUAUAUUCAUCCUUUCAGGUUCA
Solanum dulcamara is the source of this 1761-nucleotide messenger RNA. RefSeq names its product protein indeterminate-domain 12-like. Gene Ontology annotation, molecular function: DNA-binding transcription factor activity. The record is from RefSeq and is a predicted model, not a curated record. The transcript has 3 exons. NCBI's taxonomy places the organism in Eukaryota, Viridiplantae, Streptophyta, Magnoliopsida, Solanales, Solanaceae. The coding region runs from base 267 to 1622 and encodes 451 amino acids. Gene Ontology annotation, cellular component: nucleus.